Molecule: messenger RNA, 234 nt
Organism: Colletotrichum costaricense
Lineage: Eukaryota; Fungi; Ascomycota; Sordariomycetes; Glomerellales; Glomerellaceae
Exons: 2
Coding region: 1-234 (77 amino acids)
Source: RefSeq, a predicted model, not a curated record
AUGUCGUCUGGAUCAUCCCCAGUCAAGAAGGCGGUCAUACAAGAAAGCGCGGACAGCAGAGGUCCAUCCGAGUUCUCGGAGCGGGAAUUCCGUGUACUCGCCAUCAAGGCCAUCAAUCGACUCUUCGGGGCUCGCAAUGCCCUUAUCCGCAGCUUCAACGCUUUCUUUCGCCUCCUCAGCAGGCUGAACAUUGUCGCGCGCCCCUUGAGUGUCCAUAGCACCCCGGAGACCUAG